AUGCCGGAAUUUUUAUAUAAAAGAAGUGCAUAUUCAGAGAACCAGCUACGCGACGUUCAAGUUCAAAUGAGCGAGGAGAAUUUUUCCGACUAUACUACAGCAGCUUCAAACGCCUCAUCAACUGGCCGGCUCCCUCAUUCUUCCACUGAGACGAGAACGUUAUCUUCAGCCAUUUGUUUGAAUAAGUUAGCGACAGAACUUAAAGUAGAAAUUAUUCUUCACUCGAGCAAUCCUACAACACUCGCUAGAUGCUCACAUGAAUGGAACAACAUCGUAAAUUCCCCUUCCACAAAAGCUAUGUGGUUGAUCGGCAGACAUGGAAGAACGCAUGCCUUAUUUCAUGCUGUAAGAAUGGGCAAUCCUUUUAUUAAACCUCAAGUGGUCGAAUGUCUAUUUGCACAGAAAGCGCAAAUCAGUCGAUACUUUAUCCAACGGUUGGAACUCGGAUUUGGCAAUAAAUCUGUCAAUCUUCAAAACAAACCCUGGGCAAGCAAUCUUUCCUUUGAUGUUUUCUCCCGAAUUCACAAGGAACGUGAUCGGUUUGACAGAAACGACAUUCCUGUCGUCUGUGGAAGUGACAUUCCUGUCCGUGAAAACAACAUUCUUGUCCGUGGAAAUGACAUUUCCGUCCGUGGAAAUGACAGUCCGCGACGGCUAAAUGACUUGGAAACAUUUGAUGAUCUCGCAGGAGGAUCACUAGGAAUCAGCCAAGCCAUAACCAAAUUGAAGGAAAAUAGAAAGAAAAUCAAAACUUUGAUUCGCACGCAAAAAUUUGCUCCAUUUCCUCCCAGACCAAAAAUCCGAAAGUAUAUCCUUGCGAGAGAAGAAGAUAGAAAGUUUGAACGCAAGCUUUAUUCAGAUAUAGAUUCAGUGCCACGGGCUUGGGACGACUAUCCCUCAUCCGACGG
Molecule: messenger RNA, 908 nt
Organism: Paraglomus brasilianum
Lineage: Eukaryota; Fungi; Glomeromycota; Glomeromycetes; Paraglomerales; Paraglomeraceae
Source: the annotation of a GenBank genome assembly